AUGACUAGAACGAUCAGCAUACGACGAAAUACAUGCUUCAAACGACCUCGAAUUUGUCUUGUUAUUUAUUAUAUAUGUGCAAUUUUAGUCAUAGCUUAUGGUUUAAUUCUAUUCAAUCGUUAUAUAUUUCAACCUUCUCCAAAUGUUUAUUUUCCAUUUCAAAUUUAUCCAGCAUACAACACAGUUAUUCAAGCAAACGGUAUUUUUCUUCAAAAUCCAGGCUAUAAAAUUCUUCAAAUGGUUAAACAUCGUUUAUCAGACAAAUUUACUGAAUUUCAUGAUUUUCUACAAUAUCAAGAUGAAUUAAAACAAUAUUUUACCUUAGUUCCACGAACUUCUUAUCAUAUUACAUUGGCUGAUUUUAGAAAUAAUACAAAUCUCACAAAAGAAUCUAUUAACGAAUUACAAGAGGAACAAAAACGAAUGGAUAAAUAUAAUACAACUGUAAACUGUGAUGGUAAAGAUAUAUUUAUUAUUCAUACAAGUGAGAUCCGUAUGACAAUUGAGCUCGACAAUGCUUAUGUUGCUAGAAUCAAACGGUAUCAUCGACGAUGGAGUAAAAAAUUUCCUGAAAUAAUAUCCAAUCUCUAUACACCAUUCUAUAUCACAAUUGGAUAUCAAUAUAAAAAUCUACCAAAUGUAACAGUUCUUAAAGAAUUCAGCAGACUUUUAAGAGAUUGGGAAGGAAUACCAUUUGAUAUUGAACUUGAUUCUAUUACAAUAUGUUCAUAUCAAGAUGCUAUUACCUAUGAACCUAUUCUUCAUCGUAAACACUGA
This is a messenger RNA of Rotaria socialis, 777 nucleotides long. Lineage: Eukaryota; Metazoa; Rotifera; Eurotatoria; Philodinida; Philodinidae. The record is from the annotation of a GenBank genome assembly.